ACGCACAGAGGCCGCGCCGCCGCCGCCGCCGCCGCCGCCGCCAUGAGAGGGUGGGCGGGAGCGCUGCGGGUGGCCCGGGCCGAGCUCAGCGGGUUUCGGGAGCGCUUCGAUUUCGGCGGCCGCGAUGUGGCCUCCUGGUUCCCGGGGCACAUGGCGAAAGGCCUGCGUCAGAUGCGGGCCUCCCUGCGGCGCGCCGACUGCCUCAUCGAGGUGCACGACGCUCGCAUCCCGCUGUCGGGCCGUAACCCCAUGCUGCAGGAGGUGCUGGGCAUCCGCCCGCAUAUCCUGGUGCUGAACAAGAUGGACCUGGCUGAUCCCCGCCGGCAGCCAACAGUCUUGGAGCACCUGAAGCAGCAGGGAUGCUCGCAUGUUGUCUUCGCUGACUGCCAGCACGAUGGCAACGUCAAGAAGAUUGUUCCCCUGGUUGCCAAGCUGGUGGGGAACAGCCCGCGCUACCACAGGGCCGAGAGCACCGAGUACAGUAUCCUGGUGAUUGGUGUGCCCAACGUGGGCAAGUCAUCGCUUAUCAACUCCCUGCGGAGGCUGCACCUCAAAAAGGGGAAAGCCACCGUGGUUGGUGGGGAGCCGGGCAUCACCAAGGCAGUGCUGACCAGAAUCCAGGUCUGCGAGAAGCCCCUGAUGUACCUGGUGGACACGCCUGGUGUGCUGCCCCCCAAGCUGGGGGACAUGGAGACAGGCAUGAAGCUGGCGCUGUGUGGAGCCAUCCGUGAUCACCUGGUGGGGGAGGACAUCAUGGCUGACUACCUCCUGUACAUCCUAAACAAGCAGCAGCAGUUCAGGUAUGUGCAGCACUAUGGGCUGGCUGAGGCCUGUGAUGACAUCAAGCCCGUGCUGAAGCACGUGGCCCUUGCCCGGGGCAGGACACAGAAGGUGAAGGUGCUGACAGGCACAGGGAACAUCAAUGUGACAAUGCUCAACUACCCCGCUGCUGCUUAUGAGUUCCUGCGGGAUUUCCGGGCAGGACGUCUAGGCAGGGUGACGCUGGACUGAGACCUGUCCUGUGUGGGGCACUGCCCACAGCCGUGCAGGCUGGGGACACCCCAGUGCCCCAUGUGACCAGCAUGGAGCUCUGGUGUGUGAUUUGAAGCAGCUCUGCUAGGGCAGCCCCCACUUUCAGGCCCCUGGGCUGCUGCUGGAGGAUCCUGGGUGUCCCUCUGGAUCUGGGGGUCAGAGGGGCAGGAUCCCUGCAGCAGGGGGCGAGGCUGACCUGCAGUGUCACCAUGCAGGGCAGUGCUCUCCGUGGGGAGCGUGGUGCCUGCCUGGGAGGCCCUGGAGCACAGCUGGUGCCUCCAGCCAGGGCAAAACCCCAGCAGAGCCAUUUUCUUGCUCUCUUGGCCCUCUCUGGGGCCUCCAUCCUGAAAUAAAACCUGUGUGGGCAGGGUGCUGGAGUGGUGGCUGUCCCAGGGUCCCCACCCCAAGCCCCUCAUCCCACAUCCAGCCACA
Molecule: messenger RNA, 1464 nt
Organism: Phalacrocorax carbo (great cormorant)
Lineage: Eukaryota; Metazoa; Chordata; Aves; Suliformes; Phalacrocoracidae
Source: RefSeq, a predicted model, not a curated record